Messenger RNA from Parastagonospora nodorum SN15, 1167 nucleotides. RefSeq lists its product as hypothetical. Bases 1 to 1167 code for a protein of 388 amino acids. Lineage: Eukaryota; Fungi; Ascomycota; Dothideomycetes; Pleosporales; Phaeosphaeriaceae. Gene Ontology annotation, biological process: proteolysis. Gene Ontology annotation, cellular component: fungal-type vacuole. Gene Ontology annotation, molecular function: aspartic-type endopeptidase activity. The transcript has 2 exons. The record is from RefSeq and is a predicted model, not a curated record.
AUGCUAAGCAACGAGAUACAUGCCAUCCUGAUCUUUGUCCUUCUUCCUCUGUGCAGCGCCGUCAUAGUGACAGUACCAAUCAAGCGCACAACCAUUCGCUUCAAAUUCGACGACUGGCAAUUCUACAACCAACAUGUCGGCACCUUCCAAAAAUCCGAGCCCUUCACCGCGUCUGUCGAUUUGAGUUGGUCAGACACGUUCGUCCCAUCUAUCGCGUGCCUGCAAGACCCGGUCACGGCGCAAUACUGCCGGGAACAGAACAAGUACGAUGCAUCGCUUUCCACCACUUACCACCCCAGCAAAGCCAACGCUCAGAUCAUGUAUGAAGGCCUCUCGACAUCCGGCCAUUUGUCGCAAGAUGUGCUGAGAAUUGGUGGUCUGGAAAUCCGUGACCAGCAAUUCGAAGAAGCCACCUUCUGGCGAUCCAUGUACUCUAACGGAGCACCCUUGGAUAGCGCACUGGGCCUUGCACGCCUCCAAAGUCGCACACCGGCUUCGAAUGUUAGUACGAAGAGCACCCUGCGGAAUAUGCUGGAUCAGAAGGUUCUCAGCAGACCCGUGUUCUCUCUCAGGCUUCCCCGUCGUGAUGAUGAGAGCGGGGAGUUAGCAUUAGGCUACAUUCCUUCCGAAGCUUUGGCGAGAAGUGCUGUCACUAUUCCUCUCAUCGACGCCGCGCCGCGUGAGGACCUCAGCCAACUAUCAUACUACAUCUCGAGCGGCUACACAGUCGAACUGGACUCAGUAGCCAUUCAAUCCCCACCCUCAAACAAUCCCGGUGCCAGGAAGGCGUCAAGAUACAAAGCCGUCUUCACAAACUCGUUCAGCUACAUCUCGCUCCCCGCCACCCUACUCACCGAGAUCCAAACCCAUCUCCAUCCAAACCUAGGCAUGGGCGAUCAGCUCGCGGACCUGGAUUGUUCGAUGCGCGACGAACUUCGGAACAUUGUGUUUUCGUUCAGCAAGGACGCAGUAAUCGUGCUCACGCCGUGGGACUACCUGACCGAGGUACAAGACAUCGACAAGGGAAAGCGCUGCGUGCUUCCCUUCGCAUACCUACCACAAGUCAAUGAAGAGUGGGUAGUGCUAGGUUCCGCAUUCAUGGAAGGCGUGCACACGGCGUUUGACUUGGAAAAGAGCAAAGUGUCGUUGUUGAAGUUGGACGAUUAG